Molecule: messenger RNA, 2465 nt
Organism: Amoebophrya sp. A25
Lineage: Eukaryota; Dinophyceae; Syndiniales; Amoebophryaceae
Source: the annotation of a GenBank genome assembly
GAAACGCUUAGAAUUUUUAGCAUGUCGUCUUUCUUCAUCCUUGAACCCUCGUGAAAUAUCUUCACCAACAAGAUGCCGCUUGGCUUGCAGAACUUGCAUGAACAGGCAGAGGCUGCGCUGGCCCACCUGCUUUCUGGUUGUAUUGAAGGUGGCGCGAAAUCCUCGAAAAUCUCUUCUUCAAGCAUCUUCAAAACGAGUUUUUCAUCUCCGGGAGGCUCUUCUGGUGCAUCGUUUGACCCAGGUUCCUUUGCAUCCUCCAGAGCAGGUCGCAGACGUCACCAAAGGAUGGUGAUGCGGAUGGUAAGGAACGGAAAAGCCGCAACAGACCACUUUUUCACAUCUAGCACAUCAAAAACAGCUACUUCCACUUCCUUCAGUUCCGUCCCUCUCUUUGCAGAUCGUACAGGCUUCCUUCCCACCAGGCCGAUUUCCUGCAGUGCCACUGGCCACGACUUGCGAUGGGAUCGGAACAUGGCGCGGGUGGUCUGUCCCAAAAACUGCGCUCAAGACCCAGCCUCCAGGGUCAUAGGUCUCAGCGUGCAUCCAGCCGAGUCAGCUGUGUGUGCGAGUGGCAUUGCGGAUGGCGUUUUGCCGCCUCAAGGUGGCGCUUUGGUCGUUACCAAGGGUGAGCCGUUAGGAAGUUACGAGGGAACCAGUGGAGGAGGAGCCGAAGGCUCUGUAGGGAGUCCUGGUCUUAGCGAUGCGACAGGCAUAGCUGCUCAACCCGGCAGCAAUCUUGUCAGCGAUCAUUUCAAGGUUUACGCAGUAGACACGAUCGAACAAGUCGCAGGAAACAUCCGUGUCGUUGGCGAAGAUGGAUAUCUGUCAAAUCUAGGCCGUGCUGAGCUACGGACUGAUCAAGGUUGGGGUUCUGUUUGCUCGAUGAACCACGAAUCAGCGGAACUGAUUUGCAGAAGGAUGGGCUACAUUCGCGGAUGGAAAAUCCCGGCAUCGAAAUGCGGCGUCUUGUGUGGACCUAAGGGGAGUCCGGUCGCAGUUAAAAAUUUGGUGUGCAAAGGAGACGAGUCGAGUUUGCAAUAUUGCAAAAGGAAAACGCCGGAUAAAGAAUGUACUUUACAGACUUUCGCUACAACGAAUCUAAAGCCCUGCGGGGAUACACAGAAUUGAUGAUCAUUUGUCUCUGAUCAGUCUAAGGAUUCCCUUCAGCCAUAAUAUCCUUUACCAUGCUUAAUGCUCCGCCACAGGUCGCACCCACGAGCACGACUCCCUCGUUUGGUGCUCCAAUCGGCAACAUCCGUGGGACAUCGAGGAUGGACGAUUGAGACUCAUCGAUGAACGCGGAAUGCCCACAAAGACCGGGACAGGCCGAUUGGAGAUGUGGUGGGGCAAUCAAUGGCGACCGGUCCACAAGAGUUUAUACACAGAUGGAGUCGCUGCGACUGCCUGUCGGUCUAUGGGCUACACUGGGAUUCAGUUCCAUUUUCCAACCGGACACUGUGAAGACGUGAAUGGCAAAAGCUACUGCGGAAACAGUGGACCUGGAGUGAAGGACUUGCAAUGCGUGGGGUCAGAGCACGAUAUCAAGGAAUGCUCAUUCCGGAUCAUACACAAGGAAUACAGUACAACUUUUCUUCACUCCUACUACUUCUUACUAUACUACUCGGAAUAAAGAUAAACGCCCGGUUAGUUUUCCCGCUUCAUCUAGUACCCUUAGGUUUAGCCCUUCAAACAAAACACUACUACUUAUGAUAAUGUUGAACAGGCCAUUUUGAUGAUCAUAACCCGUCAACAUUGUUUAAUACGGUAGUUUGGUCUUUGAUCGAUUUUUUCAGUCGGUCAAUUAACUACCCUCCACUCAGUGCCACCCGGCAAGCAUCCAUCACCGAAGAAUAAUUUGGUUAUCUCAUGCGCCGGAUUUGGUGGUGAUCCGAGUGGGAAGGCGACUAAGGAGCUACCCCCUGCACCGGAUCCUGCGCCGUUUGUCCGCUUGGAUUUGGACUGCAAUUCUACUCUUGAAAACACAAAGCUGAGCAAAGGUCCCGUCGGCACCACCGUGAUGGGAAGAUGUCCUGCCAAGUGCGUCGGCUCAAACGGCGGUGACGUCGCCGCCGAUUUACACGGCACUGGCGUUUAUUCUGAGCAUUCCAAGAUUUGCGCUGCUGCUAUCCACGAUGGACUUUUGAAUGGCAACCAAGGUGGCGAAGUCGUCAUCACCGUAGGGCAUCCGCAGAGCAGGUACAGGGGAACGGAGCAGCAUCACUUGAUAUCAGGAGAUAAGGGGAAUAUGGAAGCUAAGAAGAAGAGUCUGGUUCUGGCACUACCGACUGAAGACAUGUUCGCACGGGCUGCGAGGGAACAUGCGCAGUUCUACGCAGGCCAGAGCGUUCUGGGGCAACCAAUGAUGCCGAAGCUCAAACAAGGAUGAAAUGGUGAGGAGUUAUCUGAUAACUUAUGAUUAUACGUAGUAGGGGCAUCAAAGCCAACGCACAGAUGAUGCAGACGAG